ACUUUUUUUCAGAAGUAGACGCGGGGACGGCGGCAUAUUCAUAAUUUUAAAUUUUUUUCUCUACUAAAAUCUAGCUAAAAAUUUUAAAUAAAAAUAAAUGAUAAUUCCGACAUGAGUGACCUAACUUCUGGUUCUCCGAACAGCUGUCGAUUACCACAAAGAACUCUCAGAAAGAAGACACUUUUAUAUCUACUGUAAAUAAACUGAUAAAAAAGUGUAGUAUAUAGAAAACGUCUUAUGGGCGGCUCCAGACUUAAAACCGUAAUCAGAGAAAAAAAAAUUGAAAACAAAAGAAAAUAUUUAUAAAAAUAUCGUUGUUGGAUUUCCUGUAUCUAUCUACAAAUAUUCCGCAUUCUGGAAUCGAUCGUUGACGUUCAUGAAAAACGAAAUAAAAAAAAUUUAUAGAUUGUGAGUAAAAAAACUAUAUUGACCUUGGAAAUAAACCAACAAACAGUUUAGAGACGGUGUCAUCAUUUUUGUUGAAUGGAUCUAGUAAAUAAUAUUGGCAAAACUAUGAUGACGAAUAUUCCAACAAUUUCUGCAUCAGUAAACAUGGAUAAAUAUGAAAAUGAUCUUCAGAUUAUUCAACAAAAGUUUAAUCAAAGAGAAAUAGUUUCAACGCGAUUCGAAGCAUAUCAAAUUGUCGGAGGCGAACACACAAAUCGUUUAUUAGCACUUGUCCAAUCAACCGGCACCCAUGCUAUUUUCUCUUUCAACGUUACUCGGCUUCCACCAGAAACUAUAUCCGAUUUGGCAAUUGAUAAGAUAUUCCCAUUAACCGAAACUUUUGAAUUGGAACCAGAAAGGACGCUCAAUUUCCUUUACAAUUUACCAUCAAAUCAUUUGAAGAAAAACCAUCAGUAUAUUAUUACUAUCCACUAACCAGCAGCAAUGGAGUCAAUGACUUUGGCAAUUUCCAAAAAGCUGUUCUGCGAGCAAAGCAAUCUUUUGUGGAUAUGCAACAUAGAAAAGUUGUCCAGCAACAACAACAACAAUUGCGUAGUGCAACGCCAGGUGUUGAUAAUGGAAUCGUGAUUAGUCCAAUAGAAAUCAGUUUUAAAUGGUUGAGCGCAUAUCAGAAACAAGAGGCAGAUAUGACUGCCAUUGAUAGAGGCAUUGCCGAUGGAACAAAACCACUAAAACGGGGCGAGACAAAAUUUCAAGAUGAACUUAAGAAACGGGAGAAAGACUUUAUUAUUUAUAAAAAUUAUCGAAUUUAUUGUGCAACCUGGAAUGUUAACGGUCAGUCAUGUCAAACGAGUGAUUUAGACCUAUGGCUAUCAACAUCCGAAGAGCCACCAGAUAUUUAUGUUAUUGCUUUGCAGGAAUUGGAUUUGUCUGCUAGAGCGAUUACAUUUAGUGAAAGUAAUCCUCAUCCUGUUUGGAACCGUAAAUUCAUGGAAGCUCUUCAUAAAAAAGCUAGUUACGAACAAUUGACGUGUGUACGUCUGGUCGGCAUGAUGCUUACAAUUUUCGUCCGAAAAGAACUUCGCCCAAGUGUUGUACGUUGCAGCACCCAAACAGUCGGUACCGGAAUUAUUUCCUUGGGCAAUAAGGGAGGCGUGGCUGUAAGUGUGACAUUUAAUGACGCAAAUUUGUGCUUUGUCAACUCACACUUGGCUGCUCAUAUGCAUGAAGUAACUGCAAGAAAUCAAGGCUAUGAAGCUAUUAAUAAGAAAUGCAUUUUCAAUGAUAGUUCUGGUCGCAGGAGUAUUUCACAACAUGAUCACAUAUUCUGGAUUGGUGAUUUGAACUAUCGAAUCAGUGAAAUUCCUGGCUUACGACAUGACUAUUCGAAGAACUAUAAAGCACUUUUACAAUUUGAUCAACUAUUGAUGGAAAUGCGUAAGCUUAAUGUUUUCCAUGGCUAUAUGGAAGGUGAUAUCAAAUUUAAUCCAACGUAUAAAUAUGAUGUUGGUACGGAUAAUUUUGAUUCAAGUGAAAAACUUCGAGCACCCGCUUAUUGUGAUCGUGUGCUCUGGAAAGGUGAGGGUAUAGAACAAUUAUCAUAUAACAGUGUCAUGGAAAUUAGACAGAGUGACCAUAAACCAGUAUACGCAGAGUUUUUAACAGCAAUUAAAACUAAAGAUCUUAAACUCUUUAAACGUGUCCAUGAGGAAACACUCAAACGCGUCGAUAAAUAUGAAAACGAUAAUCAACCCCAAAUCACUGUUGAAAAGACAGAAAUUGAUUUCGAUGAAGUUUCUUUCAAUGAAUUGAUUUUCAGAGAUUUUACAGUUGCAAAUAAUUGCCAUCUACCCGUUGAAUUCUCUUUCAAACAAACACAUGAGAAUGACAAGAAAAUAUGCGAAAGAUGGUUAGAUGUUGAGCCGAAAUCGGGAAGUUUAAUUACUGGUUCAAGCAUAAGUAUUCGAAUAAAGUUUCUAGCCAAUUCCGAUAAUAUAGCUGCGUUUUCUCAAAAACUUAAAUCUUCUAAGAAAAAGGAAAUAUUUGAUAUAUUGGUGCUUCAUGUUAAAGAUGGUCAUGAUGUUUUCAUAUCAAUUGUGGGCUUAUACAGACCCAGUUGCUUUGGUUUGUCAGUGGAGACAUUAUGUCAAACAAGUCGUCCCAUAUGCGAGUAUGUACUUGAAGAAUUAAAUGAAUUGGCAAAAAUCGAUGGAGAUAAAUUCAAAGUUAGCAUGCCAAGAGAAUUCUUCCUGCUUAUUGAUUAUCUCUAUAAAAGUGGAACAAAAACCGAAGGUCUCUUUUCACUGAGUCGGAAAUAUGCAAAUAGCGAACAAAUUAAUCUCAUUCGAGAUUGGCUUGAUAGUUGGUCAAAUGAGGAAUUUCCUGGAAAUCCUUAUACGGCAGCAGAAGCAUUACUUUGCCUACUAGAAUCUCCAAAAGAACCCCUUUUGAAGCCAUGUGCCGGGCAACUUCUAAGAACUACAACUUUGGAAGAAGCCAUGGAUCUCAUAACACGUUUAAGUCCACCAAGACGUAAUAUGUUUUUACAUUUGUGUCUAUUUUUAAGAGAGGGAAUUGGUAAUAAAUAUUACAAUAUCGAUGAAAUAGCUACAUUAUUUGGAGAUAUUCUAUUGAAAAAGAAAUCAGAUGUUGUUGAAGGAUUCCAAGAUGGUCGUUGUCGUUUAUUAAUGUUGAGGUUUUUGCAUUCAGAUUUAGGUAUUUUUACACGAAUAACGAAUACCAUUAUAUCUGAUUCGGAGGAUAAGUAAAAAUGUUAUUCUCCAAAACAUUGUAUUUAUUUAAAUUUACCAUUAGAUUUAAGUUAUAAAAUGUUUAUUAAAAAAUA
Molecule: messenger RNA, 3253 nt
Organism: Episyrphus balteatus (marmalade hoverfly)
Lineage: Eukaryota; Metazoa; Arthropoda; Insecta; Diptera; Syrphidae
Gene: Ocrl
Product: inositol polyphosphate 5-phosphatase OCRL
Exons: 12
Coding region: 957-3176 (739 amino acids)
Biological process (GO): phosphatidylinositol dephosphorylation; signal transduction
Cellular component (GO): membrane
Molecular function (GO): phosphatidylinositol-4,5-bisphosphate 5-phosphatase activity
Source: RefSeq, a predicted model, not a curated record